Pipistrellus nathusii (Nathusius's pipistrelle) is the source of this 1434-nucleotide messenger RNA. Lineage: Eukaryota; Metazoa; Chordata; Mammalia; Chiroptera; Vespertilionidae. The record is from the annotation of a GenBank genome assembly.
AUGGACACUCCGCGGGUCCUGCUCUCGGCCGUGUUCCUCAUCGGCUUCCUGUGGGAUCUGCCCGGUUUCCAGCAGGCGUCCAUCUCCUCCGCCUCGUCCUCCGCCGACCUGGGCUCCGCCAGGGGGAUGCGGAGCCGCAGGGAAGGGAAGCUGCCCCGGCCGCCGCGGGAGCGGGAGGAGCCGGAGCCGCAGCCGCAGCCGCGGGCGCAGGAGCCGCCGGCCGCGGGCCCGCGCGUGGUGCCGCACGAGUACAUGCUGUCCCUCUACCGGACCUACUCCGUCGCCGAGAAGCUGGGCAUCAACGCCAGCUUCUUCCAGUCCUCCAAGUCGGCCAACACCAUCACCAGCUUCGUGGACCGGGGGCUCGACGAUCCCCCGCACGCCGCCGCCCUCCGGAGUCAGAGGUAUCUGUUUGAUGUGUCCACGCUGUCAGACAGAGAGGAGCUGGUGGGCGCGGAGCUGCGGCUGUUCCGCCAGGCACCCCCGGAGCCCCGGGCCGCCGCGCCCGCCGCGGGGCCGCUGCGCCUGCAGCUGGCCGCCUGCCGCGCGCCCCGGCCGCUGGCCGCGCGCUCCCUGGCCCCGCGGGCGCGGCCCGGCUGGGAGGUCUUCGACGUGUGGCCGGGCCUGCGCCUGCAGCCGCGGGAGCCGCUGUGCCUGGAGCUGCGGGCCGCGUGGGCCGGGGACGAGGAGGCCGCCGGGGGCGAGGAGGCCGCCGGGGCGCGGGCCCGGGAGCAGGAGGCGGGCGCGCCGGGGCCCCCGCGGCCGCCGCCCCCGGACCUGCGGAGCCUGGGCUUCGGCCGGCGGCGGCGGCCCCCGCAGGAGCGCGCCCUGCUCGUCGUGUUCACCCGGUCGCAGCGCAAGAACCUGUUCGCCGAGAUGCGCGAGCAGCUGGACUCGGCCGAGCAGGCGGCGGGCCCGGGCGCGGGGUUGUGGCCGCCGCUGCUGCCGUCGGGCGCCCCGGAUGCCCCGGACGCCGCCGCCGCCACCGCCGCCGCCGCCGCGGGGCCCUGGCUGCUGCCCUCUAGCGGCCGGAGGCGGCGGCGCACGGCCUUCGCCAGCCGCCACGGCAAGCGGCACGGCGGCGGCGGCGGCGGCGGCGGCGGCGGCAAGAAGUCGAGGCUGCGCUGCAGCAAGAAGCCGCUGCACGUGAACUUCAAGGAGCUGGGCUGGGACGACUGGAUCAUCGCCCCGCUCGAGUACGAGGCCUACCACUGCGAGGGCGUGUGCGACUUCCCGCUGCGCUCGCACCUCGAGCCCACCAACCACGCCAUCAUCCAGACGCUGAUGAACUCCAUGGACCCCGGCGCCACGCCGCCCAGCUGCUGCGUGCCCACCAAGCUGACCCCCAUCAGCAUCCUGUACAUCGACGCGGGCAACAACGUCGUCUACAAGCAGUACGAAGACAUGGUGGUGGAGUCGUGUGGCUGCAGGUAG